Messenger RNA from Lodderomyces jiufengensis, 3981 nucleotides. RefSeq names its product Elongator subunit. Lineage: Eukaryota; Fungi; Ascomycota; Pichiomycetes; Serinales; Debaryomycetaceae. The transcript has a single exon. The record is from RefSeq and is a predicted model, not a curated record. The coding region runs from base 1 to 3981 and encodes 1326 amino acids. Gene Ontology annotation, biological process: tRNA wobble base 5-methoxycarbonylmethyl-2-thiouridinylation. Gene Ontology annotation, molecular function: tRNA binding. Gene Ontology annotation, cellular component: elongator holoenzyme complex; cytosol.
AUGAAGAAUUUGGUAGUACUUAAUAGAGGUUAUAUUACUCCAGAAUCAAGAACAUAUCCAAAUUUACAUCUUAUAGAUUCAGUUUAUGAUACAGUAACAGAUGCAAUUACUUUUAUAUUAUCAUCAGAAGAAAGUCAAUUAAUUGAAGUACAACAAUUUUCUAAAAAUGGUAGUGUUACUGUUUUAGCAAGUUUUCCAAUAAGUUCAACUUUAUUAAAUACAAUUCAUUUUGUGGAUUCUUCUCAAUUAGUAUUUGUUUUCAGUAAUGGUGAUAUUAUAACUACAACUUAUGAUUUAAAAUCAAAUUCAGAUUAUGAUAAUACAACUAUAGAAAUUGUUGGAACUAUUGAUGUUGGUUUACAAGCAGCUCAAUGGUCUCAUGAUGAAGAAACUUUAGUAUUAAUAACAAAUGAAAAUAAAUUAUUAUUAUUAUCAAGAAUUUUCGAACCCAUAAAUGAAAAAAUUCUAGAUUCAAAUGAUAUUAAAAUAACUGAUUCAAAACAUGUAUCAGUUGGAUGGGGUAAAAAAGAAACUCAAUUUAAGGGAAAAGGUUUCAAACAAAUAGAAAGAGAAAAAGAAGCUUUGAAAAACGCAGGAUUAGAUGAUAAAAUAAAUGAACUACGUGAUCCAACUGUUAAUGAAAUUGAAAAGGGAAUAAUAUCAAAUUUAGAUGAUAAUACCGUACGAAUAAGUUGGCGUGGAGAUUCAGAAUAUUUUUCAGUAAAUACAAAAGAACCAGUAAUUGUUGAAGAUACAGGGGAAAUGUAUGAUAGAAGAGUUAUACGAGUAUUUAAUAGAGAAGGAGAAUUAGAUAGCGUAAAUGAAGCAGUUGACGGAUUAGAACAGAAUCUUAGCUGGAAACCACAAGGUGCAUUAAUAGCAUCUACUCAAAGACAUAUAGAUGAUGAAGAAGGUGAAGAAGUAUUAGAUCUUGUUUUUUAUGAAAGAAAUGGGUUAAGACAUGGUGAAUUUAAUACAAGAUUAAACCCUGAAGAGGAAGUCAUUCAAAAUAUAACGUGGAAUUCAGAUAGUGAAAUACUUUUAUUACAAUUACAUAAUAGAGUUCAAUUAUGGACUACUAAAAAUUAUCAUUGGUAUUUAAAACAAGAAGUGUUUGCAAAUGAUAUAUUAUUUACAAAGUUUCACCCAGAAAAACCAUAUAAUUUUAUGAUUGGUACCAAGAAUGGUUUACAAAUUGUUGAUUUAACUCAUAAGAUUGGAACAGGUCCAACUAAUAAUGGAGAUGAUGUUGGUAUGACUUUAGUUACUGAUGGAUCAACAGUUAAAAUUACACCACUUUCAAUUGCUAAUGUACCACCACCAAUGAGUUUGAGGGAAUUAGAUUUAUCUGAAAAUGUUAAUGAUGUUGCAGUUAGUAAAUCCAAUGAAAAAUAUGCUGCAUUAUGUAGUAAUAAUGAUAUUUUUCUUAGUGAAUUAACGCUAAAGGAAUUGAAAGAAGGCAAACAUCCAAAAGUUUUGAGUCAUAUAGCAUCAGAUAUUUAUAUCAAUGAAAGAGAUGAAGUUGCCAAACAAAUUGCAUUUAUAAAAGAUACUUUUAUAGCAGUUGUUAUUGAUGCGCCAAUGUAUUCACGUAUUGUAUUAUUUGAAGUUGAUGAUAUAAAAUCACCAAAAAUGAAUGACUCCAUUGAUAUUACUCCAAAAGUUGUACUAAUGAAAUCAAGAGCUGAUUUUGAAACAGUAGUUAUAGAGACAGUAGACAAUAGAGUAGUACAAUUGGAUACAACACAAGAUAUUAGAGAAGUCAUUAAAUUUCCUCACUUAUGUCGUGAAUUUGAAGUUAAUUACAAUCAAGAUACUGAUGAUUUCGAAGCAUUUGGUAUAAAUAAAAGUGGGAAAUUAUUUAGAAACGAGACAGCAAUUGUUAAUGGUGUUACAUCUUUGUUAAUCACCGAAUCACAUUUAUUAUUUACAACAGUUUUAUCAAAAUUAUGUUUUGUACAUUUAAAUUCAGCACAUGAAGAUUAUGAAGUUUUCCAAAAUUUAUCAAAUGAAAAUAUCGUGGAUGAAAGAGUAAGGCAAAUUGAACGUGGAUCAUUUUUAGUUAAUGCAAUGCCUACUAAAUAUUCAGUAGUACUAGAAGCUCCAAGAGGGAAUCUUGAAACAAUUUGUCCAAGAAUUAUGGUUUUAUCAGCUAUUCGUAAAUUUGUAUCAGAUAAAAACUAUAAAGAUGCAUUUAUUGCUUGUCGUACUCAUAGAAUUGAUUUGGAUAUUUUACAUGAUUAUGAUACCGAAUUAUUUUUCAAUAAUAUUGAACUUUUCAUAAAUCAAAUUUCAAAAGUUGAUUAUUUAGAUUUAUUUGUUUCUUGUUUACAUGAAGAAGAUGUCACCAAAACGAAAUAUAGAGAAACUAUAACAGAUGCUGAAAUAAAUCAAGCUGAAAUUAAACAGAAUGGUGAAACUUUACAACCAGCAUUCCGUAAAAAAUUUCAUAACAACAAGGAACAAGUAUUUAAAAAUUUUCAAGAUUCAAAAGUUAAUAGAAUUUGUGAAGCAAUAUUGACAGUUUUACUUAAACCAGAAUAUUUCAAAAAGUAUAUGCAAACUGUACUUACAAUAUAUGCAUGUGAAAAACCUCCAAAUUUGAUAGAAGCAUUAAAAAUGAUAAGUAAAUUUGAAGAUGAAGAACAAAAAGAAACAGCCAUACAGCAUUUAUGUUUCUUACAAGAUGUCAAUAAAUUAUAUAAUACAUGUUUGGGAUUAUAUGAUGUUAAAUUAACUUUAUUAAUUGCACAACAAUCACAAAUGGAUCCAAAAGAAUAUUUACCAUUUUUACAAAACUUACAUACACAACCAGAACUCAAAAGAAAAUUUUUAAUAGAUGAUUAUUUGAAAAAUUAUGAUUUAGCAUUGAAUUGGUUACAUGAAAGAGGGGAAGAUGCAUACACAGAAUUUGAUAAUUAUGUUGUCAAACAUGAAUUAUAUAAAUUAGCAUUAAAAAUUUACGUUUAUGAAAAAAAUAGAACUAAUGACAUUAUGAAUUUAUUUGCAGAAUUUUUACAAAAAUCAGUAAAUUUUUCAGAGGCUGGAUUAACUUAUGAAUAUUUAGGGGAAUUGGACAAAGCUUUAGAGAAUUACAUAUUAGCGAAAAAAUGGAAACAAGCUUUAUCAAUUGUUGAACAAUCUGAAUUUAAGGAUAAAUUAACAGACACGGCCAACAAUUUGGUAAGUUUAUUAGUUGCUGAUCACAAAUAUAGUGAUGCAGCUGAAAUUGAAUAUCAAUUUUUGGGCAACAUAUCAGAAGCUAUAAGAUUAUAUUGUAAACAAUAUUGGUUUGAUCAAGCUAUACUAUUAGCUGAAAAAACUGAAAAUAGAGAGUUAAUAGAAUCUGUUGUUGAUGUUCAAAUAAAUGAAGGAUUUGGAACAAUUGCAGAAUUAUUAGCUGAUUGUAAAGGUCAAAUGAAUUCUCAAGUUAAAAGAUUAAGAGAAUUAAGAACCAAAAAAGAAGAAGAUCCUUAUUCAUUCUAUAGUAAUCCGGAUGAUUUAGAUACACCAGAUAAUGUAUCAGUAGCAGCAUCAGAAACAUCAACUGCUCCAUCAUUUUUCACAAGAUACACAGGUAAAACAGCAGGUACUGCUAAAACAGGAGCAUCACGUCGUACAUCAAAAAACAAAAAAAGAGAAGAACGUAAAAGAGCUAAAGGUAAAAAAGGUACAAUUUACGAAGAAGAAUAUCUUAUAAAAUCAGUUGGUAGAUUAUUAGAAAGAUUAGAUCAAACUCAACAAGAUGCUAUAAAAUUAAUUGAAGGAUUAAUUAGAAGAAAAAUGAAAGAACAAGCUUAUCAAAUUCAAAAAAAUUGGAUUGAAUUAAUUAAUUAUAUAAAGGAAAAUAUUGAUGAAAUUCAUAAUAUGAAUGAAAAAGAUCGUGAAAGAAUUGAUGAUAAUGGAGAAAUUUAUCUUAUUGAAGAAAUUCCAAAACCUACAAUUAAUGAAUUUCCGAAAUUUAAUAUCUUGGAUUUUUAA